Polychytrium aggregatum is the source of this 888-nucleotide messenger RNA. Its product is annotated as ras guanine nucleotide exchange factor domain-containing protein. Gene Ontology annotation, molecular function: guanyl-nucleotide exchange factor activity. Gene Ontology annotation, biological process: Ras protein signal transduction; positive regulation of GTPase activity. The transcript has 2 exons. NCBI's taxonomy places the organism in Eukaryota, Fungi, Chytridiomycota, Chytridiomycetes, Polychytriales. The record is from RefSeq and is a predicted model, not a curated record. Bases 1 to 888 code for a protein of 295 amino acids. Gene Ontology annotation, cellular component: plasma membrane.
AUGGAUCUCUCGCCCAUACUCGGCCAGAUCCCCAACGAAGUCCCGCGUCCUUUGGCAAUCCAACGGGCGCCCAAGUUCUCGACGUGGCAGUUCCGUCCGGAAGACCUGGCGGCCCAGAUCACCCUGAUCGAGCAUCGCAACUUUACCAGCAUCAAGAUGCACGAGUUCCACCACCAAGCGUGGACCUCCAAAUUGAAGACCAAGCUGGCCCCAAAUCUAGUCAACUUUAUUGAUUUCUUCAACCGCAUUGCCUACGGUGUCGCCAGCGAGCUCGUCAGCGAGCCCAAGAUCAAGACCCGAGUGACACUGUUGAAGCGCUGGAUCUUUGUUGCGCAUCAAUGUCUCAAGCUGCGGAACUACAACACCGUCUUUGAGAUCGUGGCCGGGCUCAACAUGGGAUGCGUCUCGCGGCUAAAGAAGACAUGGAAGGCGCUCUCGAAAAAGUACUGGGAUGUUUGGGAAAUGCUGAACCAUGUCGUUUCCAACGAAGGAUCGUAUCGGUGGUAUCGCUCACAAAUCGCAGAGGUCGUCCGAAGCAACAGCACCGGAGGCAUACCCUGUGUCCCAUAUCUCGGCGUCAACUUGUCUGAUCUGACCUUUGCCGAGGAUGGCAAUCCGACGUUUGCCAAGCCGUCAGUAGCAUUGGAGGCAGAGCCGCUGGCAAAGGUCGCCGGAGCAGCCCCGCCACCAACCCCGAUCGUCAACUUCAACAAAUUUCGGUUUAUAUCGCAACUGAUCAACAAGAUUGAGUUCAUGCAGCGAUAUGAGUAUACCCUGCCACCCGACCCCAAGAUCCAGGAUUUCAUUCUUCACGAGUGGGGCAAUCUAACCGAGGCGGAGCUCUAUACAGCCUCCAAGGUGUGCGAGCCACGGAUAGCCGGGACAUAA